GCCUCGACCAUAAUUUUGACACAGUUGGUUUUCCAUACGAGCAGAGACCCUCCAAGCAAGGGGUGGAACAAGCGGUGUUUUAACUAAAUUUUUAGAACCAGGAAGUGACACAGAUUAAAAUACUCGACCUACACUGGAAAUUGAACUUCACAACAUGGAAGACAAACAAAUACAAACAGAAACAGAAAGCAGGGGAAUAGCGGAAAGCCUACUGAUUUUAGACAUUCAGAAUCAAAUGACACGCCUGACACGGUUUAUGUACGAAUCCGCUCAGGAACACAGACAAAAUUAUGCAGCUAUCAACGCCCAGCUUCAUCUCAUCAAUGAGAGACUGAGAUCUCCUGAUUCAAGUAUUGGCAAUAGCGGAAGUGUCUCAAACUUAAAGAUUAAAAGAGAAUUGUUGCGGUGUAUUAGCAGGGAGAAAUCCAAAGUUCGGGAUCAAAAUGGUGACUUAGAUGUAAACGAAACUCUCCACAGAGAUUGUCUGACGGAAAAGCUAGAAGACAUGGUGAAAGAUAUGGACCUGAACAACACAAGCCUUAUGGACGAACUUCUUGAUAACGAAUGUCUAACACAAGAUGAAGCGUCCAACAUUUCACACAUUAGCACCAGGAAAGACCAAAUACGCAAACUUAUUGUGCUCUUUGCCAAACGAGGUCGUGGUAAUUUCGUCAAGUUCUUGGAAGUAAUUGGUAGGAAACAUCAAUAUCCUCAUAUUGCUCAAGAACUUCAAAGAAUCUAUGACUUGAAAGCGUCAGAAGGUAGAAGCUCUGAGUGCUUACUUUGUGUCAUCAAGCGUGAUGUUGACAUUCGGGACGUUGUAGAUCAUUUAUGUCGCCAUCAAAUUAUUGACAUAGAAUUUCUGGACCUGGUGGUUUCAGGACAAUCUGGGAAUCAAAAUAGUCUGUGGGAAAUAGUUUUCUCGAACAUAGAUAAAUCAUCCGAUAGAAAACGAAACAUUCAACACCUGCAAGAAGCACUCUCCAUCAAGUAUGAUGGUUUGGCAUCAAAACUAGGUUAUUCUACCCCGUCUCAUCUAGGUAACCAUGUUUGUUCCAUGCCGAUAAUGAACACAUCUAUAAGAAAACUGGAAUGUUUUGCAGCAUCCGGGAGGAGUGUAGGUUCCAUCGAGAGUAGCAUUGGUGAUAUAAGCACGACCUCAGAGGUUCCAAGGAAAGGUUUACCUGAACAGACUAAUGAUGAAAUGAAUGCCAAUAUUCCAUACUGUAUAGCUUGGUUAUAUAGCACAGAUUGCAAAUUGUCCAACAGAUCGUCGAUUUCAAGUUUGGAUAGCGACUUCCACCCACCUCUCGUUUCCCCUGAACACAAAGACGAAAGUCAAGUAGGCGUCUCCACAGUACCAUGAGCAUUAAGAUUCCAAAAUACAAACAGAAACAAUCCAGAAUGCUAGAAUUAUUCUUGACGCAGUACCUGAUGAGCCAUCAAAACCCUUGUUUGUAAAGUUAGGAUGGUGAAAUGUGUAUUUUAUUGUACAAAACUUCUUAUGUUAUGAACUCUAAAUAUCUACAGGAUCUUUUUGUUUUUCAAACUCAUGAUUCCUAUUCCCUGCGUUCCGAAUUAAAUUAUAAUCUUUGUUUACCAAAACAUCGAACAAUCUUAUUCAAAAACGCUCUUCAAUACUCAGGCGUUUAUGUAUGGAAUGAGCUACCAUUAAAUAUAAAAUUAA
This is a messenger RNA of Ostrea edulis (European flat oyster), 1687 nucleotides long. RefSeq lists its product as uncharacterized. Lineage: Eukaryota; Metazoa; Mollusca; Bivalvia; Ostreida; Ostreidae. Bases 155 to 1366 code for a protein of 403 amino acids. The record is from RefSeq and is a predicted model, not a curated record. The transcript has 4 exons. Gene Ontology annotation, biological process: regulation of apoptotic process.